Nelumbo nucifera (sacred lotus) is the source of this 1117-nucleotide messenger RNA. RefSeq names its product ankyrin repeat family protein. Gene Ontology annotation, molecular function: protein-arginine N-methyltransferase activity; protein binding. Gene Ontology annotation, cellular component: cytoplasm; nucleus. NCBI's taxonomy places the organism in Eukaryota, Viridiplantae, Streptophyta, Magnoliopsida, Proteales, Nelumbonaceae. The record is from RefSeq and is a predicted model, not a curated record.
GCGAUGAGGGUGCUGGAGAGUGGAGACUCGAGUAAGCAAACAUGGAGGAAGGAGAGGUACUGUGCGAGGCGGCGAGGUCCGGGGACUCCGCCAAGAUUAGAACUCUGAUCGAUGCCGGCACUGACGUUUCGUACUUCGAUGGUGAAGGUCUGACUCCACUAAUGCACGCGGCCAAGCACGGACACGCCGAUGUAGUGAAGAGUCUGCUCGCAGCCGGCGCUCCUUGGAACGCCCUCUCUCCCUCUAACCUCUCAGCUGGAGACUUCGCCAUUGAUAACGGUCAUCAGGACGCCUUCGACGUCCUUCUAAAUGCAGGAAUACAAGCUGAGUUGGUGCUGGGAACAAUUGCAAGGGCAACUAAUAAAAAUGGAAACUCUAAUGGGGAUUACUUAGAUGAAAGGGUUACAUUUAGUGAGGAUAGGCUUACGGAUGGCAAUAGCAAAGCAGUCAUGAUGGCUUGGGAGAAACCAUUGAUGGAAGCUCAUGCAAAAGCCAUUUGCUCCACAGGUGGGCACAUCCUGAAUAUUGGCUUCGGAAUGGGACUUGUAGAUAUGGCUAUUCAACAUUAUGGACCAACUACACAUACUAUUGUUGAGGCUCACCCAGAUGUUUAUGAUCGUAUGCUUCGUACUGGAUGGGCUGAGAAGGACAAUGUAAAGAUAAUAUUUGGUCGCUGGCAAGAUGUUCUUCCUCAGCUGGAAUCUUAUGAUGGGAUAUUCUUUGACACAUAUGGGGAAUACUAUGAAGACAUGAGGGAGUUUCACCAACAUCUACCUGCGUUAUUAAAGCCUGGAGGAAUCUACUCAUUCUUUAAUGGCCUAUGUGGUGGUAAUGCUUUCUUUCAUGUUGUUUACUGUCAGUUGGUUUCCCUAGAACUUUGUAAUUUGGGUUACUCCACACAAUUUAUUCCCUUGCCUGUCAAGGAUUGCUUAGGAGAGGAAGUCUGGGAGGGUGUAAGGCACAAAUAUUGGCAGCUAGAUACAUACUACCUCCCUGUUUGUCAGGCUUCUCUGGAUUCUGACUGAUGUUUUAACUUGAUUGAGAACUUGUUUCCUUGUGUUAUAUUUUCGAAGCUUUAAUUGGCUUUCCUGGAAUCAAAUACUUGUUAUGUAUUCCA